UGGCGUGGUGUCCUCUGACAAGGUCUGUGGCGCAGCGAGCCGGUUCUGCCGAGCUGAGGGUGCUGUCCUCGGCCGGGCCGCGACACGGUGAAAUAAAGUUGGCUAUAGAUUUCUCUGAAAAUGUCUGUUCUGAUAUCACAGAGUGUGAUAAAUUAUGUGGAAGAAGAAAAUAUUCCUGCUCUGAAAGCUCUUCUUGAGAAGUGCAAAGAUGUGGAUGAGAGAAAUGAGUGUGGCCAGACUCCCCUGAUGAUUGCUGCUGAACAGGGCAAUGUGGAAAUAGUGAAAGAGCUGAUUAAGAAUGGAGCCAACUGCAACCUGGAAGAUCUGGAUAACUGGACAGCACUUAUAUCUGCAUCUAAAGAGGGGCACAUCCACAUCGUAGAGGAGCUGCUUAAGUGUGGCGCCAAUCUGGAGCACCGGGACAUGGGGGGAUGGACAGCUCUCAUGUGGGCAUGCUACAAAGGCAGGACUGACGUUGUCGAAUUGCUUCUUUCUUAUGGUGCCAACCCAAGUGUCACUGGUUUGUACAGUGUUUACCCAAUCAUUUGGGCAGCGGGCAGAGGCCAUGCAGACAUAGUGCAUCUUCUGCUGCAGAAUGGUGCAAAGGUCAAUUGCUCUGACAAGUAUGGAACAACCCCUUUGGUGUGGGCUGCCAGAAAGGGUCAUUUGGAAUGUGUGAAGCAUUUGUUGGCCAUGGGAGCUGACGUUGAUCAAGAAGGAGCCAAUUCGAUGACUGCACUUAUUGUGGCAGUGAAAGGGGGCUACACACAGUCAGUGAAAGAGAUUUUGAAAAGGAACCCAAAUGUAAAUCUAACUGAUAAAGAUGGAAAUACAGCUUUGAUGAUUGCAUCGAAGGAGGGACAUAUAGAGAUUGUACAGGACCUGCUGGAUGCUGGAACAUACGUGAACAUACCUGACAGGAGUGGAGAUACUGUGUUGAUUGGCGCUGUUAGAGGUGGUCAUGUUGAAAUUGUUCGAGCACUUCUCCAAAAGUACGCUGAUAUAGACAUUAGAGGUCAGGACAAUAAGACUGCAUUGUAUUGGGCUGUUGAAAAGGGAAAUGCGACAAUGGUGAGAGAUAUCCUGCAGUGCAAUCCUGAUACUGAAAUAUGCACGAAGGAUGGUGAGACACCACUAAUAAAGGCCACCAAGAUGAGAAAUAUAGAAGUAGUGGAGCUGCUGCUGGAUAAGGGAGCUAAGGUGUCUGCUGUGGACAAGAAAGGUGACACUCCUCUGCAUGUUGCCAUACGAGGGAGGAGCCGGAGACUGGCAGAGCUUCUUUUACGGAACCCCAAAGAUGGGCGACUACUUUACAGGCCCAACAAAGCAGGCGAAACUCCCUACAACAUUGACUGCAGCCACCAGAAAAGCAUUUUAACUCAAAUAUUUGGAGCCAGACAUUUGUCUCCUAUGGAAACAGACGGUGACAUGCUCGGUUAUGAUUUGUAUAGCAGCGCUCUGGCAGAUAUUCUCAGUGAACCUACCAUGCAGCCACCCAUUUGUGUGGGGUUGUAUGCACAGUGGGGAAGUGGGAAGUCUUUCUUACUCAAGAAACUAGAAGAUGAAAUGAAGACAUUUGCAGGACAGCAGAUUGAGCCCCUUUUCCAGUUCUCCUGGCUCAUAGUGUUCCUCACCCUGCUGCUGUGUGGGGGGCUGGGCCUGGUGUUUGCUUUUACGGUUGAUACAAAUCUCGCCAUCGCAAUUUCACUGAGUUUCCUGGCUGUCUUAUAUAUAUUCUUUAUCGUCAUUUACUUCGGUGGACGACGGGAAGGGGAGAGUUGGAACUGGGCCUGGGCCCUCAGUACCAGACUGGCAAGACACAUUGGGUAUCUGGAGCUUCUCUUCAAACUGAUGUUUGUGAACCCACCUGAACUGCCAGAACAAACUACUAAGGCUUUGCCUGUGAGGUUUUUGUUUACAGAUUACAAUAGACUCUCCAGUGUAGGUGGAGAAACUUCCUUGGCUGAAAUGAUCGCGACCCUCUCAGAUGCUUGUGAGAGAGAGUUUGGGUUUUUGGCUACCCGGCUUUUUCGAGUAUUCAAGACUGAAGAUACCCAGGGUAAAAAGAAAUGGAAAAAAACAUGCUGUCUCCCAUCUUUUAUCAUCUUUCUUUUUAUUGUUGGCUGCAUUAUUGCUGGAAUUACUCUUUUGGCUAUAUUCAGAGUUGACCCAAAACAUCUGACAGUGAAUGCCAUCCUCAUAUCAAUUGCAUCUAUUGUGGGGCUGGCCUUUGUGCUGAACUGUCGUACAUGGUGGCAAGUGCUGGACUCUCUCCUGAAUUCUCAGAGAAAACGCCUCCACAGUGCUGCCUCCAAAUUACAUAAGUUGAAAAGUGAGGGAUUCAUGAAAGUCCUGAAGUGUGAAGUGGAGCUGAUGGCCAGGAUGGCAAAGACCAUUGACAGCUUCACUCAGAAUCAGACAAGGCUGGUGGUUAUCAUCGAUGGCCUGGAUGCCUGUGAGCAGGAUAAAGUCCUUCAGAUGCUAGACACUGUCCGAGUUCUGUUUUCAAAAGGCCCCUUUAUUGCCAUUUUUGCAAGUGAUCCACAUAUUAUCAUAAAGGCCAUCAACCAGAACCUGAAUAGUGUACUUCGUGAUUCAAAUAUAAAUGGGCACGACUAUAUGCGAAAUAUAGUUCACUUACCAGUUUUCCUUAAUAGUCGUGGAUUUAGCAAUGCAAGAAAAUUUCUUGUAACUUCAGCAACAAAUGGGGACAUAUCGUGCUCAGAUACUACAGGAGUCCAGGAGGACAUUGACAGAAGAGUUUCACAAAACAGCCUUGGGGAGAUGACAAAGCUUGGUAGCAAAACGGCUCUCAAUAGAAGGGAUACUUACCGCAGAAGACAGAUGCAGAGGACCAUCACUCGGCAGAUGUCCUUUGAUCUCACGAAGCUGCUGGUCACCGAGGAUUGGUUCAGUGACAUCAGUCCUCAGACAAUGAGACGAUUACUCAAUAUUGUUUCUGUGACAGGGCGGUUACUAAGAGCCAAUCAGAUUACUUUCAACUGGGACAGGCUAGCCAGCUGGAUCAACCUUACCGAGCAGUGGCCAUACCGGACUUCAUGGCUCAUACUAUAUCUGGAAGAGACUGAAGGUGUUCCUGAUCAGAUGACAUUAAAGACCAUCUACGAGAGAAUAUCAAAGAAUAUUCCAACAACUAAAGAUGUUGAGCCACUGCUUGAAAUUGAUGGAGAUAUAAGAAAUUUUGAAGUAUUUCUGUCUUCAAGGACCCCAGUUCUUGUGGCUCGAGAUGUAAAGACCUUUUUGCCAUGCACGGUAAACCUGGAUCCCAAACUGCGGGAGAUCAUUGCAGAUGUUCGAGCUGCAAGAGAGCAGAUCAACAUAGGAGGCCUUGCAUAUCCCCCGCUCCCUCUGCAUGAAGGCCCUCCUCGCCCACCUUCUGGGUACAGUCAGCCUGCAUCUGUCUGCUCCUCAGCAUCCUUCAACGGGCCAUUCCCAGCCGGAGCUGUGUCCCCACAGCCCCACAGCAGCUAUUACAGUGGCAUGUCUGGCCCCCAGCACCCCUUCUACAACAGGCCAUUCUUUGCCCCAUACCUUCACACGCCAAGGUGUUACCCUGGCGCUUCCCAACAUCUCAUCUCACGCUCAUCAGUAAAAACGAGUUUGCCCAGAGAUCAGAACAAUGGCCUAGAAGUUAUCAAGGAGGAUGCUGCUGAGGGGCUUCCUUCACCCACAGACUCCUCGAGGGAGAAGAGCUGGACGAGAAAGCUGCAGAUGCGGCUGUGUGACUCUGGGCUUAACAAACAGAGACAGGCAUCGGCCUCCAACACAGGCACAGCACUGUUACUGAGUUCAAUGACUGUGGAUAUCGUGGCUGAGAAACUGAGACAAAUAGAAGGAUUGGACCAGACCAUGCUGUCUCAGUAUUGCACAACAAUCAAAAAGGCAAACAUAAAUGGCCGAGUAUUGUCUCAGUGUAAUGUUGAUGAGCUGAAGAAAGAGAUGAACAUGAACUUUGGAGACUGGCAUCUUUUCAGAAGCAUGGUCUUAGAAAUGAGAAGUAUGGAAAGCCAGGUGGUCCCCGAAGACACACGUUUUCUUAAUGAAAACUCCAGCGCCCCAGUUCCUCAUGGGGAGUCUGCUCGCCGAUCUUCUCACAAUGAACUACCUCACACAGAGCUUUCCAGCCAAACUCCCUACACCCUGAACUUCAGCUUUGAAGAACUGAACACGCUUGGCCUAGAUGAGGGAGCCCCACGGCACAGUAAUCUGAGUUGGCAGUCACAAACUCGCAGAACCCCAAGUCUCUCGAGUCUCAAUUCCCAGGAUUCCAGUAUUGAAAUUUCAAAGCUUACUGAUAAGGUGCAGGCCGAGUAUAGAGAUGCCUAUAGAGAGUACAUUGCUCAGAUGUCCCAGUUAGAAGGGGGCACAGGGUCGUCAACAAUAAGCGGCAGAUCUUCUCCACACAGCGCAUACUACAUAGGUCAGAGCUCUUCUGGGGGCUCCAUUCAUUCCAGUCUAGAGCAAGAAAGGGGGAAGGAGAGUGAGCUAAAGCAGGAUGACGGGCGGAAGUCCUUCCUAAUGAAGAGGGGGGAUGUCAUGGAUUACUCCUCCUCAGGGGUGUCCACCAACGAGGCCUCACCUCUGGACCCCAUUACUGAAGAAGAUGAGAAAUCCGACCAGUCAGGUAGUAAGUUGCUCCCAGGCAAGAAAUCCUCAGAACGGCCCAGUCUCUUCCAGACAGACCUGAAGCUAAAGGGAGGUGGUCUGCGCUACCAGAAACUUCCCAGUGAUGAAGAUGAGUCUGGGACAGAAGAGUCAGAUAAUACCCCACUGCUCAAAGAUGAUAAGGAUAAAAAGGCUGAAGGCAAAGCAGAGAGAGUGUCCAAGUCUCCAGAGCACAGUGCCGAGCCAAUCAGAACAUUCAUUAAAGCAAAAGAGUAUCUGUCGGAUGCCCUCCUUGACAAGAAAGAUUCCUCAGAUUCGGGAGUGAGAUCCAACGAGAGCUCUCCCAGCCACUCUCUUCACAAUGAAGUGGCAGACAGCUCCCAGCUGGGAAAGGCAAAUCUCAUAGAGCUUGAAGAUGAUGGCCACAGUGGGAAACGGGGGAUGCCACACAGCCUGAGUGGCCUGCAAGAUCCAGUUAUCGCUCGGAUGUCCAUUUGCUCAGAAGACAAGAAAAGCCCUUCUGAGUGUAGCCUGAUCGCUAGCAGUCCUGAAGAAAGCUGGCCUGCGUGCCAGAAGGCCUACAAUCUGAACCGAACACCCAGCACCGUGACUCUGAACAACAACACUGUGCCCACUAACCGAGCCAAUCAAAACUUUGACGAGAUGGAGGGGAUCAGGGAAACUUCUCAGGGCAUUUUGAGGCCUGGGCCCAGUCCCAACCCAACUGCUGUUCAGAAUGAAAAUCUGAAGACACAAAAGCGAAGCCAGCGGUCCAGUUAUACGAGGCUCUCAAAAGAUGCAUCUGAGCUGCAUGCAGCCUCCUCAGAUAGCACAGGCUUUGGAGAAGAAAGAGAAAGCAUUCUCUGAGGAAAAGAAGUGAUGUAGCACUGUCCUACCUAAGGAGAAGAUUGUCAUGAACUUUGAACUGGUCCAUCGCCAUUAUUCGUCAUGUUCAUGCACCACAGAU
Acomys russatus (golden spiny mouse) is the source of this 5593-nucleotide messenger RNA. It is a transcript of the gene Kidins220, whose product is annotated as kinase D interacting substrate 220. NCBI's taxonomy places the organism in Eukaryota, Metazoa, Chordata, Mammalia, Rodentia, Muridae. Bases 121 to 5493 code for a protein of 1790 amino acids. The transcript has 32 exons. Gene Ontology annotation, molecular function: protein binding. The record is from RefSeq and is a predicted model, not a curated record.